CGCGCUCCCGGACGCUCCUGUCCCUCUCGUCUCGGCGCUCCGUCUCACCUCUCGUAAACCACUACGAAUUUUUCACUACACUUCCAAAUACCGAACGUUGCUUUGGUCAUUGUUCCGAUACAAUAGCUUGUGCGUAAUCCUAUUUCCAAUGUUCGGAAGUUAUUGAAGCGUUUGUAAACAUUUCGAUCGUCCGCGUAACGAGUGACGAAAGUUCUUGUUUGGACAUUAUUUGGAGACAGUCGGAAUUGAAACUGUAUCCUGGUUUAGGAAGUGCUGUGUACUUUUGGGCGGUGUUACAUAAAUUAAGUGGUUCUUGGUAAUUGCUCUGUAUUAGUUUAUAAAUAAAUACUUUGGCUAGUGCCAUAUUUAUAGCAUAGUUUAAGAAUAGUUCGAAGAAGUCGUCUGUAGUUUUAGUGUAAACGGACGUAAAAGCCGGCAAACUGUAUUCCUUUGAGAGCUUCAAGGUUUACGAGUACGAUGAAGAUAGAAUGUUCAAUGGACAUGAUGACGACGGGUUUGGGACCGCCAAGAGAAGCGUGACAAUGAGAGAGAAAAGGGGAGGCGCUAUGAGCAAAAUGCAAAAGCUCAGAAAGCGCCUGUCCCUUAGUUUCGGUAGACUAUCAACAAAAGACGAGCCUGACGGGGACGCCACCGAGUGCCGGGGGAGGCAGCAGAACGGCGGGGGGCGGGGCAAGCUCACCUACAACGGCUACUCGGAGGAAUGCCUCGACAGGCUCGAACCCAACGGCAACAUCCCGCACGAUAAGGACUCACAUUACGAUUGGAGCGGGGGCGGUAACGGCGAGUACCGGGUUCGAAGACAGCUGUCAGUGUCUUCAGACUCAAAACUUCUGGACGAGGGCGCAAGGGAGGACGCGAGGGUCGUGAUGAGGCCCAAGCGGCCCCCGCGGCCCAAGUCCGAGGCCUUUCUAGGGCCACACGAAAACUCCAACCGCCGCACCAAGCGGUUUAGUGCCUUUGGGGGAGACUCUCCUUUCGGGAAAUCCGAAGCAUACAUAAAACUGGAGCAGCUAGGAGAAGGCUCCUACGCCACCGUUUAUAAAGGUUAUAGCAAUUUAACGCAGCAAGUGGUAGCAUUGAAAGAGAUUAGACUUCAAGAAGAGGAAGGCGCGCCAUUCACCGCAAUCAGGGAAGCAUCACUACUCAAGGAGCUGAAACACGCCAACAUCGUCACACUGCACGACAUCGUGCACACACGGGAAACUCUCACCUUCGUGUUCGAGUUUGUGGACACGGACCUAUCACAAUACAUGGAGAGGCAUCCAGGCGGGCUAAACCAUCACAACGUCAGGCUGUUCAUGUUCCAACUGCUCCGGGGGCUGUCCUACUGUCAUCGGAGAAGAGUUUUACACAGAGACGUCAAACCUCAAAACCUUCUAAUAAGUUCUCACGGGGAACUGAAGUUGGCAGACUUCGGGCUAGCACGGGCGAAGUCCGUGCCUAGUCACACGUACUCGCACGAAGUGGUCACGCUGUGGUAUAGGCCGCCUGAUGUGCUCCUCGGCAGCACGGAGUACUCGACGUCGCUGGACAUGUGGGGCGUGGGCUGCAUCUUCGUGGAGAUGCUGUGCGGCGUGCCCACCUUCCCCGGCGUGCGCGACACGCACGACCAGCUCGACAAGAUCUUCAAGGUCGUAGGCACACCAACAGAAGAAAGCUGGUCCGGCGUGAGUCGGCUCCCAGGGCUCCGAACACACGUAACGCGAUGGGGGACCUGCCCAGCGCGGCCGCUGGGCUCGGCGUUUCCGCGGCUGCGCGAGGGAGGCCGCGAGGCGGAGCGCCUGGCCGCCGCGCUGCUGCAGCCCGACCCCUGCAGGCGGCUCGCCGCGCACAGAGCCCUGCACCACUCCUACUUCGCGCCUCUACCGCCGAGGCUGCGGGAGCUGCCCGAUGAGGUGUCCAUCUUCACAGUGGAGGGUGUGAGCUUACACCCGGAGACACGACACGCCGCCUUCAAGUGAGAGCCACCGACUUAGUUGAAUCUGUUACGAUGCGAGCUCUCGGCUCGAGUCGACGUCACACGACUGCGACUCCUGCCGACCCCCGAAGUCGCGCCUGCCGAGGUCAUUCGUUAGUUAGUACGUUUCAAUUCCUAUAGUUUUAAUCAACAGUCGAAAUAUGGUUGACUCGUUUUCGGUGGACCAAAAUUUCGUGAUAGUUCUCGCAUAUAGUUUAAAAACGUUCGAACGGGCAUCGAAUGCCGGCGACAGUAUUCGUUUUAAUUUGAAAACCCUUUACGUAUGUUGUUUGUCCAUCCGUCGAAUGCUUCGACUUUAUUAUUGUAUUAGCGCUUAUAAGCUUCUGAUAAUAUCCAUCCAUAUAAUUCAAUUAUUCUAUGGUGACAAGGUGAACUGAUAGGUACCGAGUUUACGAAUUAUAAAUAUAAAUAUAGAAACAGAGCAGUGUGCCAUGUAUAUCUAUAAUUGAGAAGAGUAUGACGUGUUAUUUUAAAAGAUUUUUAUGCUGGAUAUAUGCUCAUAAUUUGGUAAAAAUUUUGAAGAUGUUUAUUUAUAUUUACUAAGGGUUUAUUGUCAAUGAAGUGAACAUGCAGUCUUAUGAGAGAUAUACGGUUUAACACGGGCCCCGCUACAGUUGCGCGUAGUCUUCAUUACUGCCGGCAAUGCAAUCAAUAAUGCGCAGGUUGUAGAUUGCGGGAGCUGGAAGUUGGGGUUGUCACUAAUUAUUCUUGUCGUCUAUCUGAAUCUUAUGCACAUUCCUUCCACGGUGCUCAAAUAGUAAGCUUAGUGUGGCGAGGAUGUGGCCCCCGGCCGCCACCACACUGCGUGACGCGAUGAACUGCAUCCAGUGAUACGACGUGAAUUGAUCGGAGAUAAAUUAAAUCUAUUACCAAAAUUUAUUUAAUAUCACGACAGAUCUCAAAUUUAUGAAGUGUGGGACCGUCCUAAUGUAAAUUAACGUGAUAGGGAAAUUCGAUUUGUAAAACUUUUACUGAAGUCUCUGUUUGUUCAAGAGAAUAGAGUUGAUGGGAGUUCCGUCUAGCCUAAAGACUAGUGAAUUAACCAGUUUAGUCAAAUUUUAGUGGUCCCUCACAAUGUAAGGUUAGGAGUGCAAUGUAAAGUAGCGGACCGGAGCAUUGGCAACUUGAGACGUACGUACGUAGGUAAAUGUCGAAUGCGGUUCCGCUGUCGUCUUGUCUAGUGUAGACAUUCAAAAGUUGUCUGUGAUUUGAUAAUAGUUAGUCUAUGAUAAAGUAAACACCAAUUUGUGCCAACAGUUAAAUAAACGCUUGAAUAAAAUAUUUGCCGAUUGCUGAAGCAAGACGAUCACUGAAUCGCAUUUACUGAACGUUUUACGCUUGCUAUAAGAGUAAAUUACUCGAUAAGAUUAAGCUAGUCCAGAGGCAAUUGAACGAUGUCGAUGAAAGUCUAAAAUGGUCUUUGUCGUAUAGCAAUAAAGUCGUAGUUCGCGUAAAUAUAUUCCGAUAGCUUUAGCGGAGUUGUGCUUUGACGAAAGUUGUGCCGCUAAUAUCAUUAUGACACUAACUUUUAACGAACUCGUGGGCGCCUUGCUGCUUACGGCCAUUGUUCUUUGCUACAGAUACAAAAUGGUCGCCGCUAUCGAGGUGUCGUUUCAUACUUGUAGAUUACCUAGUAAAGGACAAUACGCGUAGAAGGCCCUCUGGGUACAAACGCAACAAUAUCGCACUGCCACUAGUGAAAAACUAGUAAUAAAAUAAUAGUCGAGUUGUCAGUGUGGUCCGGCACACUAUGAGAGUAGAACCUUAGAGUAGUGCGUGUACCGAGCUUUAGGAAAAAAACGUUUGAUAGGUGACACUUGCAUCAAUGUUUUAGGCUCAAAAUUAUAAAGGAUCGGUGGUGUGUUCUAAAAUGAAAUUAUAAAAUAAAGCAUAGAAUCGGUAUUGUGUGUUUCGGACAUCUUUAAUAACCAACCGAAGCUCGAAGCGCCCAACAUAAUAUGCGAACAAAGCAAAAAGACGAUGAAAACUGUUAAAGCUCGCAGUAUCCUAGUAACCUCUGUUUGGUAGAGUUAUUCCUGAAAACACAGUCUGGAAAUUAAAAGCGGAGGCUGCCUGUCCGCAGCCUGUGCCCCGCAGGUGGGAAAUUGAAAUAAAAAAGAAACGCCCCCAACCGGGAUUGUUUUAGACCCGCACAAUAUCAUCACAAAAUUCGAGAUAAAAUUUUACCUACACUGCGAAUAAUUUUAAGAACGAAUUGUGCGAUUUGAAUUUAGUUAAAAUCAUUCAAUAAGCAGACAGUAAUGAUUCUCAUAAACUACCUAAAUAAGUAUUAACAUAAGUAAUUGGGCCAGUCAGAGGUACGUACGAGCAAGAUGAACAAAGUAUCCACGCUUCAUCGAGCUCUCUGUUAAGUAGACCAACGUGAUAGGUGGUAAGCCGUAUCGCCGUCAAUGAUUGUCGAGUCAACUGGUUGGUGAAAAUUGCUCUUAAUAUUAAACUCGUUUAAAAUAAGAGUUCUUUGUAAAUAAAAAGCUGACUACGUGUUUGAAGACCUAAAAUCCGACGAUGCCAAUAUGUAUGUAUAUGAAACCGAUCCAAGAAUUCAAAUAAAUCAAGUCACAAAAGCAAGUGUCGCUUAUCAAACGGCCUCGUAGCUAACAUAAUUCGGUUCCGAACACCAAAAUAGUACGUAAUUGUAUGUCGAGCGCAAUAUUUGAUGUGUACAUGAGUUGUUGAUUUUUAACUAGAGAUAAAUAGAAUAAGGAAUGUGAAAUUAUGUGUCGCUGAAAGGGUGUGCCAAGACGAAACACGUUAAUUGUUCCAUAGGUUUUGUGGUUCGCUUGAAAUUAACGAAUAUUUCAUAAUCAGUACUGUUUUAUCGUGUUCAAAAACCACUGUAAUUCAAUGAUCCAUUUUAGCCUAAUUUUCAUCAUCAUCACAAACUAACACGAUGCAAUGAACAUUAAUUUAAACUUACAGUGGAGUUUCAAUGCUAACAAGUAUAAGUUUGCACUUGUAGUUGUUUUCGGUUAUAUGAUAAAAUAAUACCUACUGUCGGGGAGUCAUAUAUAUUCGCCUUAUAGUAAAAUGCACGUAAGUGCCUUUUUGCAAAAUCACAUUCUGAUUUUAAAAAUUACAUUCUGAUUUUGAAAAUCACAUUCUGAUUUUGUAAAUCACAUUUUAUUUCGUUCAAUUAUUUCAUUCCGGGUAAAAAUUGAGACUACAAUUUUUAUCUGCAUUGAAACAAACGUGUCUAUUGCGAGGUUUAGUUAAUAAAAAUCAUGUCCAAAUGUGUUUUUUUAUAAAGACGCUUAUGGGAUUUUUGCUAUAUGUCGACAAUAAGUAAAUGUCGCGAAUUUAGAUCCAUGUAAUAAAAGAUAAUGCGUGGUGUAAACUUUCGGCUUGGCGCACGGUUUUCGGACGUUGAAAUAUUCACCCGUUGAGUGAGGCACCGAGCGAGCUGUAUAAAUGAUAGGUAUGAGCAUUUAUAUGAAUGAGGAUAGGGUUAUGGGGCGCAUCUCAACCAUUGCAGAAUAUAAGGAUAGUUUUGCUUCGUAUUGUGAGCUCUAGAGGUCCCAUCAGUAAUUGUACAUUAAUCUGUAGUAUAGAAUACGGCAACUCUCCGCUGUCCACCAGCGGCCGGGCUCAGUUUACCUCACCCCUCGUUCUUACUUUAGUCUUCAAUCGUAUGGCGUCAGACGUCACACACACAGAUGCGCGUGUACGAUAACGUCAAUGUGUAUGUAGUGUCUGUGUAAAACGAGGGUGUGACUGUAGUAAGGACCAAUUUUGAUGUGAACCAGAUUCCAUUAUAAAAUGGCCGUUUUGUAUAGAAGCAAAUAGUUUUGUUUUACGAAUCCCGAGAUCCCGAGAGUCUACUGCAGAUUCCUGUUACUACGCCUCUAGUGACAGUAAAAAGUUUGUAUCAAAAAGGUUAAAGGUGAGUUUCGAGUGAGUCCAUGGUUGAGAUACGCUCCAUACUAUAAUAAUUUGCAUUUGUAUAGGUAAUGAAGAACUGAUGUUGAUGUCGCUGUGGAUACAUUAAUGUUACGGAGGAACGAAUUGUGUAAAUAGGUAUUAAUUAAUUGAUUAGUUGUUACGAUUUCUUAUUAAUGACAGUCCUAUACGAGUUGCCAUCGCCCUUUGUAUGAGUUCCGAAGUACACCACAGUGUACAUGAGAUUUAUUUUAUAAUUUUAAUUAACGAAUAUCAUAGGUUAAUCAAUAAUUUCAUUUUAUUAAUUUACGUAUCACGAAAAUGUCCCGCUACUGGUAUAAAUUACAAUUUUUUUAUUAUUCUGAAUGUAUAAAAAAUGUGCUUUUACUCGUUUAAUACAAUGUAAAUACGAUAUUUGAACUGAUAAUAAUAAAAGUUUUUAUUUCUUAAUGAA
Molecule: messenger RNA, 6350 nt
Organism: Pectinophora gossypiella (pink bollworm)
Lineage: Eukaryota; Metazoa; Arthropoda; Insecta; Lepidoptera; Gelechiidae
Gene: Eip63E
Product: cyclin-dependent kinase 14
Exons: 11
Coding region: 489-1982 (497 amino acids)
Biological process (GO): protein phosphorylation
Cellular component (GO): nucleus; cytoplasm; cytosol
Molecular function (GO): cyclin binding; ATP binding; heme binding
Source: RefSeq, a predicted model, not a curated record